CCUCACUGACCUCAACAUUCAAACUUCCAUACAGCGCAACAAGCUCAAGAAUUGAACCGGACGAGCAACCCCGGAAAACGAUCCAUCACUAAAGGAACUGCAAAGACCGAAAACAACAAAAAAAAAGCGCAAAUAUGUCCGAUAUUGGGGAUGAGAUGGACGUUGAUGUCCCCGUUGUCAGCAAAGAUGUGAUAUUUUCCUCCGAAGCCAAGCAAGGCAAGCGAAGUGCUGCCAAUCUGCCAGUUGAGGCUGAGGAUAGCCUCCCUUGGUAGGUGCUUGUAAGAAACGUCAUCAAAGAUCAGGAUUAACGGAGCUCAGGGUUGAAAAGUACCGCCCAAAUACCCUCGACGACGUCUCGGGCCAUCAAGAUAUCCUCGCUACUAUCAACAAAUUCAUCGACCAGAACCGUCUCCCUCAUCUACUCCUCUACGGUCCUCCAGGUACUGGAAAGACGUCGACAAUUCUGGCCCUUGCUCGUCGUAUCUAUGGAGCUGCGAACAUGCGGCAAAUGGUUCUCGAACUCAAUGCCUCAGAUGACCGUGGUAUCGAUGUAGUGCGAGAGCAGAUCAAGACAUUUGCCAGUACCAAACAGAUCUUCUCCAUGGGUGGUGCAUCUGCCCGCUCAGGCAACUCGAUGGCUGGAUUUAAGCUCAUUGUUCUGGAUGAGGCUGAUGCUAUGACGAGCACAGCCCAGAUGGCUCUACGACGAAUAAUGGAGAAGUACACCACCAACACACGGUUCUGUAUCAUUGCAAACUAUUCCCACAAGCUUAGCCCAGCGCUUCUGAGUCGAUGCACACGGUUCCGCUUCAGUCCGUUAAAGGAGGGCGAUAUUAGGGUGCUAGUUGACAAGGUGGUGGAGGAGGAGCAUGUUAGGAUUGGCGGAGAGGCGGUUGAUGCCUUGGUGAAGCUGAGCAAGGGUGAUAUGCGAAGAGCACUGAACGUUCUACAGGCCUGUCACGCAUCAAGUACACCAUUGCGAGCGAAGGAUGCACCCAAAGUGCCUGACAGCGAAAUUGAACGCGAAAAUAUCACAACGGAGACUAUUUAUAACUGCAUCGCGGCACCCCCACCUGAUGCCAUCAAAGAGAUUGUGUCGACGCUGCUUAAGACAUCGGAUGUCACAAGUUGUCUAAACACUAUCAACGCUCUCAAGGUGUCGCGAGGUCUUGCGCUGGCGGAUAUUAUCACAGCGCUCUCCGAGGAGUUAGUGAAGCUAGAGGUUGGUCCUGAGGUGAUGAUCACCUGGCUGGAUGGUCUCGCCAAUAUCGAGCAUAGAGUCGCCGGUGGAGGCAGUGAGUUGAUCCAGACUGGGGCAGUCGUUGGAGUUGUCCGAAACGGAGUUGAGUUGAUGAGCCGAUAAUUUCAGAAUCUCUACGGGAUACCGAGCGUCUGCACAAGGACGUAACGAGUUGAUUGACAUUGAAGGCUGAAUAUUCGUACGAUGUUACACGACGGUUAACUGUGCUACAAGCAUCAAAAGCCUCUUAUAGAACAUAGAUGGAACCAAUUAAGCAUCAUGGCAAUGAUUUUAAACCCAGACGCCGCAA
This is a messenger RNA of Fusarium odoratissimum NRRL 54006, 1550 nucleotides long. Its product is annotated as replication factor C subunit 3/5. Gene Ontology annotation, molecular function: DNA binding; ATP hydrolysis activity; ATP binding. Gene Ontology annotation, cellular component: Elg1 RFC-like complex; DNA replication factor C complex; Rad17 RFC-like complex. The transcript is spliced from 2 exons. NCBI's taxonomy places the organism in Eukaryota, Fungi, Ascomycota, Sordariomycetes, Hypocreales, Nectriaceae. Gene Ontology annotation, biological process: DNA-templated DNA replication; DNA repair. Bases 500 to 1363 code for a protein of 287 amino acids. The record is from RefSeq and is a predicted model, not a curated record.